Messenger RNA from Panicum hallii, 1844 nucleotides. RefSeq lists its product as uncharacterized. The transcript has 3 exons. The record is from RefSeq and is a predicted model, not a curated record. Bases 274 to 846 code for a protein of 190 amino acids. Lineage: Eukaryota; Viridiplantae; Streptophyta; Magnoliopsida; Poales; Poaceae.
UCCUCCCCUUGCUCCCCCUCGUCGCAGCCUUGCGCUCCCCGCAAGCCUCCUCCUCCUCCUCGGCGGCUCUCUCUUCUCUCUCUACUAAUCCGAUCGGAGGAGCGAAAUUUAGCGAGAAAUCGAGAGGAGCCCCAGACCCUGGCGCGCCAUAUAUAGCCAGGCACAUGCAAUCGGCGAACCCAGUUGCUGCUGGGCUCUAUCCCCCGCGCGCGCACACGCAUUUGCCGCCUCUUUAAUCCCCUCCCCUCUCUCGCUCACGUCUUCCGCUCGCCAAUGGAGUCCUCGCCGGCUGCGGCCAUGGCCCCGCCGCCGCCCGCGCCGUCGUCGCGGGCGAGGGACCCCCUCCUCUUCGGCAGCUUCGACCUCCCCGCCGGCUGGGGGUGCCGCAAGCCCAUGGGCUUCUGCCGGGACAUUGGCGCCCCCGCCGCGCCCGAGCCCAACGCAACCGCCACCGCGGCCGAGAAUAACGGCUCCCGAUCGCCGGCGAAAGGAGCCCCGGCGGCGCAGCACGCGCCCGCGCCGGAGGAGCCCCGGGAAGCUCCCCGGAGGCAGUGGAACCUGCGGGAGCGGACGUCCUGGCGGGAUUACAGAGCGGAGGACGCGCGGCAGCCCAAGAAGCUCGGGAGCGCGGACGCCGGCGGCCAGAAUAGCCGCGGGUUCUCGGUGGCCCUGACGCGGCAGGAGAUCGAGGCGGACUUCCUCGCGAUCACCGGCCGGAAGCCGCCGCGCCGGCCGAAGAAGCGGACCAAGAGCGUCCAGCGCCAAAUCGAGACGCUUUGCCCCGGGAGUUCGCUGAUGGAGAUGACCCGCGACCGCUACAAGGUGAACGAGAAAGGGGGGUUCUGAGUUGCACAAGCGCAAGGGGGGAGGAGGAGAUGGAUUUCCAACCGAGGAGCUUGAUCGAGCAAUGGCGGGCUCAUCAGAGUUGCUAAGAGAGAUUUAUUUAGGGUUAAUUGCCUCAGUUUGUCGGUAGUUAUGCAAUUGAUCAUGCACUAUGCCAAACCCUAACAGUAUGUGUGUUGGUUGGGUUCUCUCUCUUAAACUGAUUGGGGGGUUUACUUAUGGGUAUCCAUCAAGCCUGAUUCUCCCGUUCUUUGGCCAAAGCACGGACGCCCAUUCUGCAGGAGAAGAAUCACAAAUCUCCGAUUGCUGUCAGCGAGAGAUGCAGUUGCAGAUUCUUCGUUCAUCUGCCAUCACUCCUGGGUGCCAUGUAAUCUUGGGCAUUGAUUCCAGCCCAGUACCUUUCUUCGCCGCUUCUUGAUUUCCACCGUGCAGUUCAGUUCAUAGCAGCACCUACUCUGUCCACCAAGCCAGUUCCCCGCCUGAUCUUGCCACACAGAAAACCUCAUCAAUCAUUUUCCUCGAAAGACAGGCACAGGAACAUAAUACUCCUAUCUCCUCCCCUUUUCUUGCAAGAGUCCUGUCACUUACGCGGUUUGCUUGACAUUGAUCCAUCUAUGCUUGAAGAUAAAAGAGGAACUGUAUGCUGACCAAGUACUGUCUGUUAUUCGGGAUGAUCAGAAAAUUCCAUCCAGACGCAUUUGACUCGACGAGUGGUUCAUCAGAAUCGCGUGCUGGGACUCGAGUUCAGUAGGCGCUCACGAAGAUUGGGAAAACGAAAAGCAGUUUCCAAGGAAGGGGAGAGGGGACGGAGAGAAGUGUGUGACGCUGGAGCACCAUGAUUUCCCAAUCAUUAAUCCGGUGUACUGGGAUGUUUGUUCCGUCAGCGGCCUCUGAUGAAAGCGACCCCUUAAACAAAGACAAUGAGAAUGAGAGUGAUCCUGCUGGAGUACAAUCUUUUCACCAUCCUAAAGAAAUAGUAUUCCACUUUCUACAUUUUUUAA